Colletotrichum higginsianum IMI 349063 is the source of this 1140-nucleotide messenger RNA. Its product is annotated as Glycosyltransferase family 17. Lineage: Eukaryota; Fungi; Ascomycota; Sordariomycetes; Glomerellales; Glomerellaceae. Gene Ontology annotation, molecular function: beta-1,4-mannosylglycoprotein 4-beta-N-acetylglucosaminyltransferase activity. Gene Ontology annotation, cellular component: membrane. The record is from RefSeq and is a predicted model, not a curated record. Bases 1 to 1140 code for a protein of 379 amino acids. The transcript has a single exon. Gene Ontology annotation, biological process: protein N-linked glycosylation; N-acetylglucosamine metabolic process.
AUGGUUUUACAGUGGCAUGUUGGAUCGCCAGUUCUGCUGAAAGCCGUGCUGGUGGUGGGAGUAUGCCUUCUUCUCUAUGUCAGCCAACAUCCCGCUCUUGACAGGUUUGACCAUCGAAUUUCGGGCCUUGAUCUGUCUCUGAACCUCCCCAAGGGCGGACUGGUUUUCGAUAACAACAAGAGCGACCACACUGGCUUUUACUCCUCCGAAGCCGCCAGCCAGUUUUGCAAACACCACGGAUACCCCGUCUUCGCCCCUCAGACAGCAUCUGGCCGGCGAAAAGUGUACGAUCUCUUCAUGGUGAAUACGGAGCUCGACUGGAUGGAGAUUCGUCUCAACGCCACAUUCAACUACGUCGAUUACUUCAUCAUCGUCGAGUCCCCCAAGACUUUUACCGGAAGGCCCAAACCACUUACCAUCAAGGAGAACUGGGAGCGAUUCAAGCCGUACCACGGCAAACUCAUAUAUCACGAGCUCGAGUUUCCCCCAACCUUCAGCCCGAGGAGGUCGUGGGACUACGAGGACCUGCAGCGCAACGCCAUGUACACACAAGUCUUCCCCAAGCUCACCGGCAGGCAAAGCCCGGCAUACGGGGACGUCAUCCUUGUAGCGGACGUCGACGAGAUUGCCCGGCCCGAAACACUGCUCGUGCUGAGGACGUGCCGGUUCCCACGACGCCUCACGCUGCGGAGCCGUUUCUACUACUACAGCUUUCAGUUCCUACACACGGGGCCUGAAUGGGAACACCCGCAGGCGACCUUCUACCAGGGCUCACGAACGCUCCUGCCGGCGAACCUCCGGAUGGGCGACGGCGGAUUUAAACCGCUCAACGAGCUCGAGAAGUCGGAUCUCGGGAACGCGUGCUGGCACUGCUCGAGCUGCUUCGCAACCGUCGAAGAGUUCCUCACCAAAAUGGCGUCCUUCUCGCACGAGUGGAUGAACGGCGAGAAGUUCCGCGACAGAGACCGUAUUGCGGACGCCAUCAGGAGCGGCAAGGACCUCUGGGGCCGCGACGUCGAUCAAUUUGUGCGGCUGGACAACAACACGGAUAUGCCAAGCAUCUUGCUCGAGGAGCCAGACAGGUUCGGCUACAUGGUGAAUCGGGACGGUCCUUCGGCUGGGUUCACCGACUAUCCAUGA